ACAGUUUACAAGAAAUCACUUAGAAGUGCAGUACUUAGUUAAGUCAUGUUUACAUUGAAUAUUAUUGUUCUAACAAUGCGUGAUUUAAGCAUUUUAUUUUUUCUCAUAUCGAUCAUGACGAAGACUUCAGAGGCGACUCGUGGUAAUGAUAGGUAUGAUGAUAACUCAUCUCAGGAAAACACUCAUAUCUCAGCAACAGUUGAAUCAGCAACUACAUCCCUAGAAAUAGCACUGCCAGAAAUAACAACCGCUCCAUCUACAUCAUCGCCAAUACAUUCAGAGGCGUCCUCUGAUAGUGAAAGAGAUGAUGAUAAGUCAUCUCAGGGAAAGGCGUUUUUUGGUAUUCAAGACCAUGAUGACACCUCAUCUCCGGAAAAAAUUGCGGAUAUCCCUAUUGGUUCAUCAACGCCACCAACAACACCGGGUCUAUCUCCAUCAUCGCCAACACACGCAGUUCCAAGCUACCGCGAUAUCGCCGUAAAAUGCAAACACUUGUAUAAAGUAGUUACGCAUAUGAAGUUAACGGCUUUGCAGCUUGAUGAAACAAAACAUUGGUCAAGCCUGAUCAAAGAAAUUCGUGAAUAUAACGUUAUAGACCCGAUAAGCUCGUUGUACAAUAGAAGCGCUUAUUUGAUUGGCUCUUUGUGGGACUUUUAUUUAUAUAAGCAUUGGCUGAAGAGGGCAGAAAUACACAACUUGAAAAACGACAUAAUCCAACAAAAGAGGGUAAUCACUGUUCAUAGAAACGUUAUUAAGUCACUGGAGAACGACUUGAAAAACACUAAUUGUCCCGAAGAUCACAAAGAUAAUUCGUUUUCCAAGUGGAGAAAGGAUCACCCAAAGCCUAAGGCGGUCGACAUAACAGCUGCGGUAAAGAGAAACCAGGGCAUUAAAUGCUGGCGAGAGAUGAAAGGACUUUUUUGUAACAAAGUAAAAUUAAAUGAUGCGUUGGAACCGGAAACACUCUUCGUGAGAGUUUUAGGCGACCGGGACAGACGAUUAAUGAAUUUCGAUUUCAUAAAUGUAAAUUGGACCGGCACAAGCCGAGUAUUAAAAAAUAUUUGGGAUGGAAUUUGGUUCGAAUUUGACGUGACCGUAGAACACUACGAAAAAAUCAAAUCGUACUUCACGUUGCACAACGAUUUUGUAAAUAUCAUUUUUGUUAGGCUAUGUUGGAGACAUUUGCUGUGUAUAGAACAAAUAUCAGACAAAAAACAGAAAUUAAGUUACGGCGCACAAUUGAUUGCCUUACUCAACGACUACAAACAGUUGUUAGUAAUCCAAGACGAUCCCAACCUGAAUUACUUAUCGAAUGUUAUCGAAGAUACUGCCAAUAAAAAGGUAGAUUUAAAGGAAACAAUAUCUCAGUUAAAGACAAUCAUUGAACCGUUGUGUUCUUCGCUGCAGUGCUUAGGGGUCGCGGAUAUGGAUUUAAAAACUGUAAAUCAGAACACUAUUAUGGCACUCAAUGCCGAUAAAGAAAUUGAUUUCUUAAACGUUCGACCUGACGAAAUUGACCCCCUGUUUAACGUGAAAGAUUUUUUGAACGAACUCCGAGGUAUUUUCAAAGACAUGCACUUAGAUGUCACGAGAACAUUCCUUUCUCAUAUUUAUCAUUCGUUGCAUGCACCAGAUAAACAGAUUAAGCAAAAUUGACAUUUUCGAUUUAUGCACACAUUUUUAAUAUAAUUUAUUUCGUUUCUGGUUGUUCAAUUAUAUUCAAUUCUAUUUAUCUAUUUACA
Messenger RNA from Adelges cooleyi (spruce gall adelgid), 1742 nucleotides. RefSeq lists its product as uncharacterized. The transcript has 7 exons. The record is from RefSeq and is a predicted model, not a curated record. Bases 46 to 1656 code for a protein of 536 amino acids. NCBI's taxonomy places the organism in Eukaryota, Metazoa, Arthropoda, Insecta, Hemiptera, Adelgidae.